GCGGAGGCCCUGCACCGCCGAGCUCUUGCAGGGCGCGAAGCGCACCUCGGCACGAAUCACCCGGACACGCUCACCUCCAUGAACAACCUGGCGGUGCUCCUGCGGCAGCAGGGGAAGCUGGCUGAGGCUGAAGAACUGCAACGCAAAGCGCUCGCAGGGCUUGAAGCGCAGCUGGGAGCGAGCCAUCCCAACACGCCAAUCAUGCUGGACGUUCUCGCUGUGAUCCUCGAGUCGCAAGGCAAAUUGGAAGAGGCGGAAGGGCUGCACCGCCGAGCCUUGGAAGGCGGCGAGUCCCAACUGGGAGCCCAACACCCCAACACGCUCAACUCGGCUAACAACUUGGCCGUUGUCUUCGAGAAGCAGGGCAAGUUGGAGGAGGCGGAGGAGCUCUAUCGCAGGGCCCUGACAGGAUCCGAAGAUCAGCUGGGCGCCGUGCAUCCGCAGACCCUUCAAUCCGUCUGGAAUCUGGCGAAGCUUCUGGAGGUGAAAGGCUCCGUUGCAGAGGCGUGGCAUGGAGGCCCCUGCAAGGGUCACAGGGGAACAGUCGAUAGCCAUCGAUA
Cladocopium goreaui is the source of this 560-nucleotide messenger RNA. The record is from the annotation of a GenBank genome assembly. NCBI's taxonomy places the organism in Eukaryota, Dinophyceae, Suessiales, Symbiodiniaceae.